This is a messenger RNA of Didymodactylos carnosus, 158 nucleotides long. The record is from the annotation of a GenBank genome assembly. Lineage: Eukaryota; Metazoa; Rotifera; Eurotatoria; Philodinida; Philodinidae.
UCUCAGGUCUUAUUUCGACGAUACCUGGUAUUGGAACAUAUGUGUCAGCUGCUACUGAUGCUGGACUUUUGGCUAUUGAUUUAAUGUCUUCUGCUAAUCAAAAACAACAAGAUGCUAACAUGGAAGAACAGAAUGGUGAUGAUAUACAUACAGAAUAG